Spirodela intermedia is the source of this 1302-nucleotide messenger RNA. The record is from the annotation of a GenBank genome assembly. Lineage: Eukaryota; Viridiplantae; Streptophyta; Magnoliopsida; Alismatales; Araceae.
AUGGCGGCGGCGGCGGCGGCGGCGGCGGCGGCGACGCUAAGUAUGCCUACUCUCUUCCCCGGGGGCGCGGCCGUGGACGGUCCCGCCGCUUCGUCGUCGUCUUGCUCCUGCCAGAUUAGAUGCGGCCCCCAGAGGAGGAAGAGCCCAGUCGGAGCCACAGCGAGCCCGAAGACGCCUGAGAAGACGAAGACCACCACCACCAAGCCUGCCACCGCCUCCCCACUCAGGAGCGCCGAGGAGCUUGCCUUCCGCCUGGGCCUCGACCUGGCCGUCGCCGGCCUCGAGCGUCUCUUCUCCGCCACCACCGCCGGCGGCGACGGCGGCGCCGCUGCGCUGCUCGACCCCUCUUCUGGGCGGCCGCUGCGGGUGGCGUACCAGGGCGACCGCGGGUCCUACUGCCAGGAGGCGGCGAUGGCGACCUUCUCCGGCUUCCCGGGGGCCUUCUCCGCCUUCCCGUGCGGCGCCCAGAUGGAGGACACCUUCGCAGCUCUGGAGAGCGGCGCCGCCGACCGCGCCGUAGUCCCCGCCGAGAACUCCCUCGACGGACCCGUCCACCGCAACUUCGACCUCCUCCUCCGCCACCCGCUCGUCGAGAUCGCCGGCGAGCUCGUCCUGCCAGUGAACCACUGCCUCCUCGUGCUCCCCUCCGCCGCCGGCGCCGCCGCCGCCGUGCGCCGCGUGGCCAGCCACCCGCAGGCGCUCGCCCACUGCGCCGCCCGCCUCGCCGCCCUCGGCGUGGAGACGGAGGAGGUGCCCAGCGCCGCCGCCGCCGCCCGCGCCCUCGCUGACGGCCGGCUGCCCGCUGGAACGGCGGUGAUAGGGAGCCGCGCGGCGGCGGAGGAGUUUGGGUUGGCGAUGGUGGAGGAGAACCUCCAGGAGGGCUCCCCCGGCUCCGCGGCCGGAGGUAACUUCACCCGCUUCCUCCAGCUCAAGCUCCGGCCGCUGGCGUCGUCUCGGCAGCACGGCCACCUCGCCGCCGGCGGAGGGAGGAAGAAGGCGACUGUGGCGUUCGCGCUGGAGAGGGGUCCGUCGGAGCUGUACAGGGCGAUCUGGGCCUUCGAGAGCCGGGGGCUGUCGGUGACCCGGGUUGACCACCGACCCAACCGGUCGAACCCGGUCCGAGUCGUGGACCGGCCCGGUGGCCCUGUCGGGAGCUACGACUACGUCUUCAUUCUGGACGUCGAGUCCGCCGCCGCCGCCGCCGCCGGUUCGACCCGGCUCGACUCGGCCCUAGACGCCAUCGUGAACCAGUUGACUGAGAUCUGCUGCUUCGUGCGCGUCGUCGGCGCCUACGCCAUCUAA